GACGCCCAACUGCCACGUCACCUCGAAGAGACGUGUGUUUUGGUUUGUUGGAGUAACUUGUUCUGUGACGUCUCCGAUGAUUCUUAUUAUUUACAACUGACCUACGCUGUUUAUGAGCAAAAAUGUCAACCGCAGAGGAUUUCACACAGCUGCCGCUCCUAAUGUGGGAGAAGGUGUUCGCGAAAGUGAAGAAAGCCGUGGUUUUUAUGGACGACAGGUGUGCAGAGGCUCUCCACUGGAGCGGAGGGGCUGCAGCCUUGCUGCAAGCGGGAGCCAGGAACGUGAAGCAGUUUUCGAGCUUCGAAGCGUGCGGUGAGAACGAGCCCAAAGCCGUGUUCGUGGUGAGCACUUUGUUAAAGGGGAGGACGGUGGACAUCAUAAAAGACAUCAUAUCCCUCAGUCACUUUCAGUACUGCGUCGUCUUCACCGCUGUCCCCCACUCCGUCCACCUGUUCGCCAACAACGUGUCCACGGAAAUGGAGGGCUUCCCCGUGUUUGAGCAGUUCGAGGAGAAGCUCUGCGAGUGGAUGGGGAACAUGAACUACACGGCAGAGGUCAUGCACUCUCCUGUGGUCUUCGCCCACGUGUCGCAGCAGCUGAUCGUAGCGUCGCCGUUUGCUCACCUGUUUCCCCUGCUCCCAGCAGACCUGGAGAGCAUCAAUGCAAAGCGACCGGAAAAAAAGAGGUUUGGCACUUUAAAUGACCUGGAUGGGCAUUCGCUUCCGGUGGAGCUGCAGGUUGAAAUUAAAAGCUUGGUUUCGGCGUUAAACUCGAUGUUUGAGGCCGCAGGGAUGAGGGAAGAGAGUUUUGCUGUGGGGCCAAUGAGCCGCAUCAUCGCAGGGGAACUGGCCAAUCACAAUCAGGCGAAAAACCGAAGAAAGACUGCUGCUAAUAAAGCAUCGAUCAUCUUUAUAGACCGAACAAUGGAUCUUACAGGGGCUGUCGGCCAUCACGGUGACAACUUGGCUGAAAAGAUUCUUACCGUGCUUGACCCUUUGCCUGGUCACGUGACGGAUGUGCAAGUGGACAUGUUGGAACUCACAAGUGUACAGAGAACUCCUCACUCCCAGAACACCGUGGCCCCUGGCUGUCUUGCUCAAAACCAGUAA
Poecilia reticulata (guppy) is the source of this 1109-nucleotide messenger RNA. Lineage: Eukaryota; Metazoa; Chordata; Actinopteri; Cyprinodontiformes; Poeciliidae. The record is from RefSeq and is a predicted model, not a curated record.